This is a messenger RNA of Otolemur garnettii (small-eared galago), 1699 nucleotides long. RefSeq names its product nitrilase 1 (gene NIT1). The record is from RefSeq and is a predicted model, not a curated record. Gene Ontology annotation, molecular function: hydrolase activity, acting on carbon-nitrogen (but not peptide) bonds, in linear amides. Bases 400 to 1419 code for a protein of 339 amino acids. The transcript has 7 exons. Lineage: Eukaryota; Metazoa; Chordata; Mammalia; Primates; Galagidae.
CACGGCUGCUUUUCGGAUCGGAUCCUUCGAAUGGUUUUGGCUGUAUCUUCAUGUAGGACCUACUGCCUAUCCUGCCGGCCGCGGUGAAUUCCACCUGCGGUGCCUUAACUUGUGCACCUGAAAUGCUGCCCCUGCACGAGGCCGGGAAGGACGGGCUAACUGGAGGGUGGGGGUGCGGGUUGGGAUCUGGGUUCCUGUGCCUCCUGCCCACCUUGGUGGGGGAGGUGGAAGACGAGGGAAAGUGAACUUUUCAGAGAUUCUGGUGUAAGGGGGCAGAUAUGCUUCGAGUCAGUAAAGCUGUGCACAGUCAAGAAGAGAGGCUUGGGAAAACCAAGGAAGUUUCCCAGAGAUGACAUUUGAACUGCGGAAACGUUGGCAGGGGAAAGGCACUUCACAUUAAUGCUGGGAUUCAUCACCAGGGCUCCUCACCAACUUCUGUCCCUUCUUCUGUGUCCUGGACUCCGGAUACCUCGACUCUCAGUACAUUGUGCUCAGCCCAGGAAAUCGGAGAAUCCUGCCUGUGGCGUUCACAGGCCCAGAGCCAUGGCUAGCUCCUCUUCGUCCUGGGAACUGCCCCUGGUGGCUGUGUGCCAGGUAACAUCCACACCAGACAAGCAACAGAACUUUAAAGUAUGUGCUGAGCUGGUUCGAGAAGCUGCCAGACUGGGUGCUUGCCUGGCUUUCCUACCUGAGGCAUUUGACUUCAUUGCACGGGACCCUGCAGAGACGCUGCACCUGUCUGAGCCACUGGGUGGGACCCUUUUGGGAGAAUAUACCCAGCUUGCCAGGGAAUGUGGACUCUGGCUGUCCUUGGGUGGUUUCCAUGAGCGUGGCCAAGACUGGGAGCAGACUCAGAAAAUCUACAAUUGUCAUGUACUUCUGAAUAGCAAGGGAUCAGUAGUGGCCACUUACAGGAAGACACAUUUGUGUGAUGUAGAGAUUCCAGGGCAGGGGCCUAUGCGCGAAAGCAACUCUACCAUGCCUGGGCCCUCUCUUGAGUCACCAGUCGACACACCAGCAGGCAAGAUUGGUCUAGCUAUCUGCUAUGACAUGCGAUUCCCUGAACUCUCUCUGUCAUUGGCUCAAGCUGGAGCAGAAAUACUUACCUACCCUUCAGCUUUUGGAUCUGUUACAGGCCCAGCCCAUUGGGAGGUAUUGUUGCGGGCCCGUGCCAUUGAAACCCAGUGUUAUGUAGUGGCAGCUGCACAGUGUGGACGCCACCAUGAGAAGAGAGCAAGUUAUGGCCAGAGCAUGGUGGUAGACCCCUGGGGAACAGUGGUGGCCCGCUGCUCUGAGGGGCCAGGUCUCUGCCUUGCCCGGAUCGACCUCAACUAUCUGCGACAGUUGCGCCAACACUUGCCUGUAUUCCAGCACCGCAGGCCUGAUCUCUAUGGCAAUCUAGGCCACCUGCCGUCUUAAGACUUUUAACAUCUGUGAGUUGAGACCCCAUGUUAGCUGGCGUUGCUGUGUCUUUAGAGACUGGACCCAGGCAGAGCUCCCCUCACUUGGAGAACCUUGACUUUUGAUGGAACACAGGCUUGGCUUAUUGGGAAAGAAGAAACUUUCACCUGAGCUCAGAUUUCAGUUUCAGAAAGGUGGAAUUUUUAUAUAGUCAUUGUUUAUUUCAUGAAAACUGAAGUUAUGCUGAGGGCUGAGCAGCACUGGCAUUGAAAAAAUAUAUAAUCAUCAUAAAGUCUGA